Messenger RNA from Carassius auratus (goldfish), 6363 nucleotides. Its product is annotated as forkhead box protein P2-like. The transcript is spliced from 16 exons. NCBI's taxonomy places the organism in Eukaryota, Metazoa, Chordata, Actinopteri, Cypriniformes, Cyprinidae. Gene Ontology annotation, cellular component: nucleus. Gene Ontology annotation, molecular function: DNA-binding transcription repressor activity, RNA polymerase II-specific; RNA polymerase II cis-regulatory region sequence-specific DNA binding. The record is from RefSeq and is a predicted model, not a curated record. Bases 859 to 2958 code for a protein of 699 amino acids. Gene Ontology annotation, biological process: regulation of transcription by RNA polymerase II.
UUUUCUUCCCGGCUGAGAUUGUUGCAUGUUUUGGUUUUUUAUUUAGGAAAACGCAAAGCUCAGUAGUUUUGACUUGCAAGAAGAUCACAUGCAGGCUAAUCUCAAUGAAUACAAAAAAAAAGCAGGCAGGAACACGUACCUCACGUUUUUAGGGGCUCGGGAUGUCAUCCGCAGCUGGUCGUGUGUGUUAAGUCCCCUCUCAAUUGGAGUCCGAAUGCAGGAGAAAAAUAGGAGAAGGAGAGAGAGAAAGCUUGUGUGCGUGUGCCGCAAGCCGCGCGCUCAAAUGAGAGCAGUGAGAGGCUGCUGGCGGAGCGCGAUCCGAGUCCUCGGCUCCGUGCGCAGGCUGUGAGAGACGCUGGUGCGCACAGUCACUCACACACACACACUCUCACACACUCGCUUCUUUCAGUCAGCAACUCGGUCAGCAAGACGAAAGACUUCCUUUUUUCUUUUCUUUUUUUAAAUUAAAGAAGAGGGAGAGAGACAUUUUUGAAGAGCAUUUUUAGAUUAGGAAGCCCAGAAGCAGUAAAACCUGCAAUAAUUAUUUGCAUUUUCAGAUAAUUUUCGGAGAGAUUUAAUGCUAAUGAUGCCAGUAUUUCCAGUGCGUCACAAAGGCAGAAAAGCUCCAGGUCAGGGUGACACAUUUCCAUUUUAGGCACUUUUUUCAACACCACCCCUCGUUCCUGGCCGGUCGCACGGCUUCCCAAAGCCCCGCGUCUCCUAUUGGGCCCUGUCUGCACGCUGUCGUAAUUGCUCGGUGACAAGUGGAGAUGAAGGAAUAAUUGUCAGGAGAUAGGGGUCGUUUUUUUUUCUUCUUUUUUUCUUUUUUUUUUUAAUGGGUGCACUGCCGAUUUAAGUAUGCAUGAGCGACGCGUGAGGGACGGGGCCAAAGAGGUGCUUGUUUAUGAUGCGAGUCUGUAUAAACACAGUUGGAGUGAUGACACUGAUAAUCGCACGCUCUUCCCCGUGACGCCCGACUCUCCGCGAAACACCCUCUCCAGCCUGCUGUCCCACACCGCUCACCUGCAGGCCCUACAAGCAGCAAGGCAAUUACUCCUACAGCAACCAGGCAGUGGCCUGAAAUCUCCAAAGAACAACGACAAACAGCGUCCAUUGCAGGUGCCAGUGUCUGUGGCAAUGAUGAGUCCACAGGUGAUCACACCCCAACAGAUGCAGCAGAUCCUUCAACAGCAGGUCCUUUCCCCCCAACAGCUCCAAGCCCUCCUACAACAACAGCAAGCAGUCAUGCUUCAGCAGCAACACCUGCAAGAGUAUUAUAAGAAACAACAGGAACAACUCCAUCUACAGCUUUUGCAGCAACAGCACCCGGGAAAACAAGUGAAAGAGCAACAGCAACAACAGCAGCAGCAGCAGUUGGCAGCACAGCAGCUGGUAUUUCAGCAGCAGCUCUUGCAAAUGCAGCAACUGCAGCAGCAGCAGCAUCUGCUCAACAUGCAGAGGCAGGGCCUCCUCUCUCUGCCCCCCGGCCCAGGACAGCCCACCCUCCCCGGACAGACUCUGCCGCCAGCUGGUCUAAGCCCCGCUGAACUCCAGCAACUUUGGAAAGACGUCACCAGUAGCCACGCCAUGGAGGACAAUGGACUAAAACACAGCGGUCUGGACCUGAGCACCACCAACAACUCGUCCUCUACCUCCGCCAGCAACCCCAAAGCUUCUCCUCCAAUCACCCAUCAUGGCAUCUCCAACGGCCAGUCCCCGGCCCUCAACAACCGAAGAGAGAGUUCGUUGCAUGAAGAGACUGGAGCAUCACACUCUCUCUAUGGUCAUGGAGUGUGCAAGUGGCCAGGAUGUGAAAGUAUUUGUGAUGACUUCGGACAGUUUUUGAAGCACCUUAACAAUGAACACGCUCUGGAUGACAGGAGUACCGCCCAGUGCCGAGUACAGAUGCAGGUGGUACAACAGCUAGAGAUACAGCUUUCUAAAGAACGUGAGCGUCUUCAGGCGAUGAUGGCACACUUGCACAUGAGGCCCUCAGAGCCCAAACCAUCACCAAAACCGCUGAAUCUCGUCUCCAGCGUCACCAUGUCAAAGAACCUCCCAUCUGUCUCGCCCCCUAACUUACCUCAGACGCCCACCACGCCCACCGCUCCAGUCACGCCCCUUUCCCAGAUGCCCCAGGUGCCCAACGUCCUGAGUCCUGCCAAUGUGCCCAGCAUGGGUGCAAUGCGCAGACGCCACACCGACAAAUACUCCAUGGCCUUGUCCUCAGAGAUUGCCCCAAACUACGAGUUUUACAAGAACGCCGAUGUCAGGCCGCCGUUUACUUAUGCAACCCUCAUCAGGCAGGCUAUCAUGGAGUCAGGUGACAUGCAGCUAACACUCAACGAAAUCUACAGCUGGUUCACGCGCACCUUCGCCUACUUCAGACGCAACGCCGCCACCUGGAAGAAUGCAGUGCGACACAACCUCAGCCUGCACAAGUGUUUCGUCCGGGUGGAGAACGUAAAGGGUGCCGUGUGGACCGUGGACGAAAUGGAAUAUCAGAAACGCAGAUCUCAGAAGAUAACAGGGAGCCCAACGCUGGUUAAGAACCUGCCAUCCAGUCUGGGUUAUGGGGCAGCUCUCAACGCCAGCUUACAGGCUGCGUUGGCGGAGACCUCUUUGCCGUUGCUGGGUAAUCCAGGCUUGAUGAAUAGCGCGUCAGGUAUGAUGGGGGCGAGUCCUCCAGGACUGAUGAGUGGCAGCCCGACCGGCCUAUUACAGAGCAGCAUGCAUGAAGAUCUCAACGGCACACUAGAUCACCUGGACACUAACGGACACAGCAGUCCUGGAUACUCCCCACAGACCCAACUGCCUCCAAUUCACGUCAAGGAGGAGCCACUAAACAUGGAUGACGAGGACUGUCCGAUGUCAUUGGUGACCACAGCCAAUCACAGUCCUGAGCUGGAUGAUGACCGGGAGCUUGAGGAGGGCAACCUAUCGGAGGAUCUGGAAUGACUAUUUUGCCCCACCCCUCCGCCAGGGCUCUGCCCCUUUCAGGCCCCACCCCUAUACUAAUCCACAACCACCGCGAACCCAAAAAGACUGGAAGCAGCAGGCGGAAGUAUUUAUUUAGCAUGCAUCUGGAGACUGGCCCGAAGAAAAUCUAUAGCGCAGAUCUUUAGGGACCACAGAUGGACAGACAUGAGACGUCUGCUGUUUAAAAACAAACAUAAAAGGAAGAACAAAAGGACAAGAUUUCAUUCGAAUCAGCUCGGCCACCUCACACAACGAACACGAGGCUCACGGACCGAAAAAAGACAGAAGUGAAACGGGAGCGAGUCCGUUUUGUAGAAUGCCAACGGCCACAUAUACUGCCAAAAAAAGAAGUUUUAAGUUUGUGAAUAUCCAAGCCACAGUAGUCGUCAGUGUUAGAUGCAAUUGCUGGUUCAAUUCAAGUUGUUGCUCUGUUAUUUUUUGCACACAAGUAGUAUCAAAAAUUAGUGUAACUGCCUGUAUGUUGACAAAAUUUUUAAAAGGAAAAAAAGCUGUUUUUUGUUGUUGAUGUUGUUAAUUUGUUUUUGCCCCCCCGCCCCCCCAUCAUUGUCGUUUUGUUUUGCCCGUAAUGUAGCUUACGUUCAUUUUGAGUCAUGUUUGCGGCACCACCAACUGUAAAUGGCAUUUCUUCAAAUCACAUCAGUAACACAACCAAGGUAUCAAGACUGUUGCAGCCAUCAAAAAAAAAAAAAAAAAAAAGUUCACAAAGUAGGUCUCGAGUCUCACUAGCUCCGUUUCUGCUGAAAACGUGAAAUGUGCUGCGAGUAUCACGCUGAGAGGAAAAACACGAAAGAAAAAGAUGCGUUUCUGCAUAUUCUUCUAGUCUCUUUACCUCCUUGUUCUAAAGCUUUGUCUACCUGCAGAGAGUCACAGGCAACAGCUAGAAACCAAAGCCAACACUAUCAACGGCCGAUAGCUUAGACAGAAGCCGCCAGCCUCUUUGGUCAGUCUUCUGUGACUUUAACUAGUACAAAGAGAAGAUUUUUUUCCACUAACUACCUUCGAAUAACCUCUGGGAUCGUCUCCUUUAGCCCUGUACAAAGAGAAAAUGAUUUUAAUGUAAUUUGAUUGACUUACGGAGCGCUCGCUCCGACCUCGUGAUGUCGGUCGACCCCAAAUAAAACGGGAAGACCUCGAUUCAGCGACCAUCACAGAGGUAGAGCAAGAGAGCAGCUAUAAAUGGAUCAUGACCAAAACAACCAUUUGUGGAAGUGCAGAAAACGUUUCUUUAGUAUUCCUUCUUUUUUAUUAUUAUUAUGAUUUGCGUAAGCCAUCUUGUUAUCGUUUUAACUAGUGAAAUGUACUGUUCAUUGUGACUGUCCAACGUGUCAUGUCUUAUAUCCGUCAGUUUCUUCAGAGCCGAAACCGAAAAUAUAGUAACCAAACUUUAAGAUAUCUAGUGAAGCCAAAAAAGUCAUGAUUUCAAGUCGAUAUGAAAUGAUGUGGCUUGGUUAUAUUGUAAAAGCAAACAACAGAGCCAUUACAGGAAGAGGACGAAUCUUUUUCCAGCUGACGUUUGCUUUGCUCCAUUGAUUCAGACUCAUUGUAUAAUUCAUGGCUAUAUAGACACAGCCCGUGUUGGAUCAUGGGAAGGUUUGUGGUUAAACCAUGUAUGAUGUAUAAGUAGAAACUGGUUAUUUGAGAUGAAACACUUUGAUUUGAACGUUGCUGAUGUCAUCAAGGAAAAGCGGUUGUUGCUUUAAAGUUUGCUUCUGUUUUCAGUCAAACCAAAGUUAUACAGACUUCUGCCUCUUCUUAUACAGCGGAUGGAGAUGAAAAUAACGCAAAGCCUGUUUCCUUUUCUUCUCUCUCUCUUUCCUUGAUUGUUCUCUAAUGCAGAAAACCCAUUUGAAACGGAUAACUGCUUUGUGUUGUAACCGAUAAUGUCAAAGUUUGUCUCUCUCUGUGUGUGAAACAUACUGUGCAGUUGUUCUCGUUUUGUGCCAAACCGAAGGGUUGGCUGCUAGUUUUAGCACACCAACACACACUCUCUCUCACACACACACACACACACACUAAUAAGACAGCAAAGCUGAAUCCAGGAACAAAGCGUAUCCCUUAUCCUUUGCUAGAGUCAGCAAAUUGACUUGAAGAUGACAUUCAUAAUAAUUUUUAUGGCACCAAAUAUAAGGACGCAGCGUCUUUGAAUAAGAAGAUACAAAAUGGGUUCUCCCACUUAUCCAAAAAAGGCUUCUACCUCUUCACAACGCGAAAAAUGGCCGAUUGCACGAAUCGUUAGAACGCCACUGACACAUUUUUCCGCCCGAUUCACACAGGAUGUCACCAAAAGCACCAGUUUACAUUCCCAAAGGCAGAUGUGGAAGGUUUGCAUUGAACUAGUUUGUCCUCAGAACAUUUGUAGAAUGAAUAUGUAAAAAUACCUGUAAGGGGAUAUUGUGUUAUUAAAAAAAUGCAUGUCUAAAUUCAUUUGGUGGACUGGAAAUAAGAAUUAAUAAACACGUAUAAUAAAACGUCAGGAUGAUGAUGAUGAUGUUGAUGGACUAAGUGCAUAAAGUGUGCAUACCUCAGCUAUACUGUUUCCGGGAGGAGAUGAUGAUGAUGAUGAUGAUGAUGAUCGGCAAAAGAAACUCUCAGCCACAGAAUGCAUAUUUCCUGUAGAGUUUGCAUGGGUUUUGUAAAAACAUUUUAAAAAAAUGUCUAAAAUAGUUGCUUGCACAUAAUACCAGAAGAACCUCCGGAUCGGCAAUCCCCUACAAUAGAUUUUAGGAUUGUCUGGGUUUUUUUUCUGGGAUGAUUUUGUCUGUAAUUUUGAUAAUUGUGCAUAUUAUGUAAAAAGAUACAAAAAAAAAAUGUUGGUGGACCCAUGAAUUUACCAGACAUUUUUUUUCUAAGCUAAAAAGAUCAGUGUUUUUUUCUCCUGAAUUUCCUGAAUUUUUACUGUUCUCUCAUUGCUUGCUAAGAAUAGCAAACCUGCUUUUCCUGCAUCUGCGUUGCGUAGCUGUAAGGCUUUUCCUAAUGUGUGUAUUUAUUGCUUGUACCUCUGUGCAUACGUUCUGAAGCAUUACGUCUGGCAGUUGAGUCAUGUAUCCUUUUUAAUAACUAUCAUUCUCCGGGAAUAUGAUCCCCUGUGUACUAUACAGUAAAUUGAGACUGUAGCAAAAAAAAAAAAAAAUGUUUAUGUAAUUGGUGAAUACCUUUUGGUUGUUUUUGACUUUUCGUUUGGAUUCGGUUCCUUCGAAUCGAGACUCCUUUUUGAUACUUUUCUUUACCGUGUACUGUUGUCCAUAUGUUACGGAUUUCUGCGAUAGAGGUCACGAUUGAGAACUGUAACGGCCGUCAUUAUUUUCUGUAUUCAUGGCUUUUCACUGCUGAAUAAAAUAAAGGACCAAAACUAGGAUUUGAAAA